GCUUAGAAACGCCGUGAGAAAACACACUUGUCACUGUGUCUCGGAAGCGCAGUCAUUCAGCCACGGCUGGGUUGAGUCUACAACGUUCUCAUGCUCACUUUUAAGCCCGGCCCCCCGGUCGAGAGGAGGAAGGUUCCUGUGUUACACAGCGUUACACUCGUUUAUUCUAAUAUUAGCUCCCAGAGAGAGAGAGAGAGAGAGAGAGAGAGAGAGAGAGAGAGAUGGCUGAAGUCGCUCCCGCUCCCGCCGCUGCGCCGGCCAAAGCGCCCAAGAAGAAGGCAGCUUCAAGGACCAGGCAAACAGGCCCUAGCGUCGGCGAGCUCAUCGUCAAAGCGGUUUCCUCGUCCAAGGAGAGAAGCGGCGUGUCUCUUGCCGCCCUGAAAAAAGCUUUGGCUGCCGGCGGAUACGACGUGGAGAAGAACAACUCUCGCGUCAAGCUCGCCGUCAAGGGCCUCGUUACUAAAGGCACUCUGGUGCAGACCAAAGGGACCGGCGCGUCUGGAUCUUUCAAGCUGAACAAGAAGCAGACCGAAGUGAAGAAGCCCGCAAAGAAAGCCGCGCCCAAAGCGACAAAGGCGGUCGCCAAAAAGCCCGCCGCGGCUAAGAAGCCCAAGAAAGUAGCGGCCAAGAAACCCGCAGCCAAGAAGUCUCCCAAGAAGACAAAGAAGCCCGUCGCUGCCGUCAAGAAAGCCACCAAAAGCCCCAAGAAGGCCAAAAAGCCGGCGACUCCCAAGAAAGCAGCCAAGAGCCCCAAGAGGGCCAAAAAGCUGGCGACCCCCAAGAAGGUAAAGGCUGUAAAGCCCAAAGCAGCGAAGGCCAAAAAGGCUCCCAAGAAGAAGUAAACGUGUUUCUUAUGUUUUUUUUUACUCCUCAAAUGGCUCUUUUAAGAGCCACCCAUGUUUUCCCUUAAAGAGCUGUUUCCUAUUCUGAUAA
Molecule: messenger RNA, 933 nt
Organism: Tachysurus fulvidraco (yellow catfish)
Lineage: Eukaryota; Metazoa; Chordata; Actinopteri; Siluriformes; Bagridae
Product: histone H1-like
Exons: 1
Coding region: 222-842 (206 amino acids)
Biological process (GO): nucleosome assembly
Cellular component (GO): nucleosome
Molecular function (GO): structural constituent of chromatin; DNA binding
Source: RefSeq, a predicted model, not a curated record